AUGUGUUCACACAACCAAAACCAGAAGAACUACCCCGAACUCAAUUAUGGAUCUGGGGCAAAAUGGAUCAAGAGUUUGACCCAGAACCGACUGUCCACUUUCCUUGGCGGUCACUUCCAAGAUGUCAACCUGACGUCUAUCCUCUUCACUCAUCGCGUCGAUGGCUCGCACAAUGUAGAUCUCCAGGUUUGGAGCGCACCAGGUCUUACCAAGCCCUCGUUUCGGGAGGCAAUGAAACAAGAAUUCAAGCCAGCGAAGAAGGGCGAUUCAUUUGGACCAUCUUUUACUCUCAAGAUUCCUUCCUACUGGCAACAGUAUGAGCGCGUACAAUUCGAGUUUGACCCUGGCUGCGAAGCUAUGAUAUUCUCCACGGAUGGCGUUCCGCUCCAAGGAAUUACGGGAGGUUAUGGCGGAGAUCGCAGAGUAGAACAUAUCAUUCCACCUAAAGCGGUUCGUGACGGCCACUAUGCUGUGGUCAUCGAGUCUAGCUGCAACGGGAUGUUUGGUGUACCAUGGAAUGGAGACACCAUCGCUCCACCAGAUGUAAACUUACCUAGGCAUCUAAUGUGGGACUUCGACACUCUUCGCGAAAUUGUGGACACUGUCCCUGGCAACACUGCCCUUCAAAACAAGGCACUUGUCACAGCUAAUAAAAUCAUGAAUGCAUUUAAAUCUGGAGAUCCCGAGAACGUGAAACGUUUGCGCGGAAUUGCUGAGGAUGUAUUCGGAAAAGGUUGGCACGCGAAAGGCGACAAGAUAUACAACGAAGGUCCCAAAAAGGCCCAGGUUGUCGGAAUUUCCUACUGCCACAUCGAUACAGCAUGGUUGUGGCCGUAUUCAGUCACUCAGCAGAAGACCGCGCGGUCCUGGUCCACUCAGAUUGACUUGAUGGAACGCUAUCCAGAACAUAGAUUUGCCUGUUCGCAAGCCCAGCAAUUCAAAUGGCUCGAAGAGCAAUAUCCUCCGCUUUUCGAACGUAUCAAAAAGAAAGUGGCUUCUGACCAAUUCCAUCUCAUUGGUGGUUCGUGGGUUGAGAACGAUGGAAAUAUGCCUUCAGGCGAGGCCCUCGUCCGGCAAUUUCUAUACGGGCAACGCUAUUUCGAGUCACGGUUUGGCAAGCGGUGCGAGACUGCGUGGCUCCCGGACUCGUUCGGGCUCACUGCAGCGUACCCGCAGUUGAUCAGGGAUGCAGGCAUGAAGUACUUCUUCACGCAGAAGUUGAGCUGGAAUAACAUGUUGUUUGUUGAUGAUGAGGAAAGAAAUGUGUUCCCGCAUUCCACCUUCAAUUGGGUUGGCAUCGAUGGCUCGCAAGUGCUUUGCCAUAUGACGCCCGUUGAUACUUACACUGCACAAGCGACAGUUGGAGACGUCAACAAGGGGAUCACGAAUCAUAAGAAUCUUGAGUCAAACGCUACUGCCCUUCUUGUCUUUGGAAACGGAGAUGGAGGCGGUGGAGCGUUGCCUAAGAUGCUAGAGAACCUGCGGCGCAUUCGCGCGGCUACUAACGAACACAGAGAACUUCCGUCUGUUAGUAUGGGAAGCUCUGUCGAGGAGUUCUUCGAGGACAUUGAGGAAGAUUCGAAGGCGGGAAAGACGCUACCAGUUUGGAAAGGAGAAUUGUACCUUGAAUUCCAUAGGGGAACCUAUACUUCUCAUGGUUCUAUCAAGAAAGGUAAUAGGAAGGGCGAGAUACUUCUGAGAGACGUAGAGCGCGUGGCUACCCUGACUUCGCUCCUCAAGCCUGAGGGACAUUCGUAUGUGUAUCCAAAGCAGGCCAUUGAUGAGUGCUGGGAGAAAGUGUUGCUCAAUCAGUUCUUGCCUGGAUCUGCAAUCGGCAUGGUCUAUGAGGACGCAGAGAAGUUGUACGCCGAAGUUCGCGAAGUGUGCACGGGUCUUCUCGAGGAUGCAUUCAGUGUUCUUCUCCCACGAUCCUCGCCCCUUCUAUCGACCCCGGCAUCCGAAACGCUCAUCGCGUUUAAUCCCACGUCAUUCGAACGUCAUGAUGUUAUCAAGGUUCCUCUGUCCGGAGGUGCUGCUCGCUUGAAAGCGCAAGUUAUGCAAGCAUCUGCGGAUGGCAAGUACGGAUAUGCCCUGAUGCACUCGGCUGGAAACAAUGUCGCGUCACAACCUGUGGGGAUGUUUUCGGGUUGCAUGCCUGCAUCUGUGUUUACCAAUGGAACGGACCACUUUGUCCUCAGAAACGCCAACGUCCAGCUCACUAUCUUGCAAGGACGAAUCAGCAGUCUGAUCGACGUGAAACUUGGCCGUGAACUUAUUCCCAAAGGAAGUUCCGGUGGAUUGGUCAUUUUCGAAGAUCGUCCCAAUUAUUGGGAUGCCUGGGGUCCGUUCUUUCAUUAUAUGUGGAAAUUCCACCACCUCGAAACGUCUACUCCACUCUCAUUCUCUCAAGUUCGGGUUAUAGCUGAAGGGCCUCUUCGGGCCGCUGUUCAGACGCAGGUUAAGUACGGGAAGAGUACAAUCGAUGUCACGGUGCGUAUCUAUUCUCGCUCUUUCUUCAAUUUCGACGCCGUAGUUGACUGGCAUGAGAGACACAAGUUCCUCAAAUUCGAAUUACCGCUGGACAUCAACAACACUUAUGCGACUUACGAGUCCCAAUUUGGUUUCGUUCAGCGGCCGACGCACAAGAACACAACAGUCUGUGGGCAUAAGUUCGCGGAUCUCAGCGAGUAUGGAUAUGGUGUUGCGUUCCUCUCGGAAUCCAAAUAUGGUUUUGCAUGCGAAGGCAACGUCCUUCGUAUCUCCCUGCUCAGAGCUGCCACGGCUCCUGACGCAGAGCAAGACCAAGGCAGGCACGAGUUCUCGUGGGCAGUCAUGCCUCACAUAGGCUCUUUCCUUGAAUCCGACGUUCCGAUGGCUGCCUUUAUUUAUAAUUCGCCCUUACACGGUCAGGAUAAUCCCCUGAUAUGUGCACCGAACAUAUUCUUGGAGACUAUCAAGAGAGGAGAAGACGAUUUCGAACCGAAGGCUUCCAGCACAACUGUCAUCUUGCGCAUGUACGAAGCGUUCGGUGGACAUGGUUCUGUCAAGUUACAUGUUGGUCAACAUGUGCCUGUGAAGCGCGCGUAUGUCACGAACAUUCUGGAGGACACUAAAGGGGAACUUGGCCUGAUGUGCACGGCGAAUGGUAGCACAAUUAAGCUCGAAUUCCGAGGUUUCGAAGUGAAGACUGUGAAGUUAGUUCUGGAAACCAAGAAGUCUGACAUUCCAAACAUCGCGCUUACAUCUGCGAAGAGAGAUAGCUGGGUCACUGUUGACGAGGAACUGUGA
Suillus paluster is the source of this 3288-nucleotide messenger RNA. RefSeq names its product glycoside hydrolase family 38 protein. Lineage: Eukaryota; Fungi; Basidiomycota; Agaricomycetes; Boletales; Suillaceae. Gene Ontology annotation, biological process: mannose metabolic process; oligosaccharide catabolic process. The coding region runs from base 1 to 3288 and encodes 1095 amino acids. Gene Ontology annotation, molecular function: alpha-mannosidase activity; carbohydrate binding. The record is from RefSeq and is a predicted model, not a curated record. The transcript is spliced from 29 exons. Gene Ontology annotation, cellular component: fungal-type vacuole membrane.